Spodoptera littoralis (African cotton leafworm) is the source of this 807-nucleotide messenger RNA. Lineage: Eukaryota; Metazoa; Arthropoda; Insecta; Lepidoptera; Noctuidae. The record is from the annotation of a GenBank genome assembly.
AUGGUAUUACUACGUGUUUGUAAACGUGUUGUUAAUUAUGAAUUCACAAGAAAAAUCAGCAACAUAAUUCCACAUAAAGAAGCCUUUGAUUUCAGAAAAAAGAAUCACAUUCAAAGGCAAGAACUAAACCAGAAAGAGCAUUCAUGGAGGCACCUCAGCAUGAACAAAGAUACAACAUUCCACAUCAGAAAAAUCGAAGCAAAGGAUAAAGAACGUGUCAUUGAAUUUCUAAGAAAAUAUUUCAUGCGCGACGAGCCGAUAUCCCAAGCAGUGAAACUUAUAAACGGUCCAGAUGACCGAUGUGUGGAAGCUGAGCAAAGUGUGAGCAGUGCUAUUGAUGAAGGAUUCUCAUUAAGCGCUGUUGAUGAAAAUGAAGAGCUGGUGGGAGUCGUCAUCAAUGCGACCAUGCAUAGAAAUGAUACUGGCUGUAAAGAAGCAGCGGAGAACUGUGCUAAUCCUAAAUUUAGACGUAUUCUAGCCGUUCUAAUGUAUAUGCGGGAAAAGUCUCAACUCUGGGAAAAAGUGCCAAGUAGUUGUAAUAUGGUAAUGGAUCUUACGAUGGCAUCUGUGCAUCCGAAUUGGAGAAAACGACGCGUCAUGGAAGCACUAGCCAAAGAAUCAGAAUGUAUUGCUAAAAAAGUGCAUGCAUGUGCUAUACGCAUGGACGCAACGUCGUUUUACUCAGGGCGCGCAGCUGAACGAUUGGGGUACAAGAGUAUAUACGCCAUCAAAUACGCUGAUAUACCAGAUGCACCACUGCCUAAGUUACCCCACAUCGAAGCUAGGGUCUACAUAAAACUAUUAUAA